GUAAAAAGCAGAGAGCUCUAAAUUACAAAAAUGUCACUUCAAAGCACCAUAAACAACCCUAAAAUUGCGUCUAAAUUCAUUAAUGUUUCUUUUAACAACCAAAUUUCUUUAUUCAACCAAGAUCUGAGCCCAAUUAGACUAACAAAACCAAAUAAAAAGAAGGCUAAGAGCAAUGAUAUCCCAACCAGACCUCUUGAACCCAAAAAGAAUAAAAAGAAGUUGUAUAUAGAGAAAUACAAAGGAGUAAAUCCAAUAAAAUAUUCGCACCUGGCCUUUAGAGAUUUCAACUCGAUAGUGAACAAGAAAUUACUAAAGUUGCUAGGGGUUGACUAUAACGCCGCUAAAGCACUCCCGGAGACACUAGAGAAUGAUCAAUAUGGGAUAUCUCCUUCAAAGAUUCAGCAUCAUAAUUCUGAAAGUCCUGUCAAAAGAAGAGUGAACAGUAUAAGAUCUUCUAGAAGGAUGCUUUCCAAGAUCAAGCAUAUGAAAUCAAAUUCUAUCAAUAACUCCCUCUACUCGACUGGGUCUGACAGUGAGACUUUUAGUUCUUUUAAGAACUCUGACAUGCCGUCGUUCAGAUAUUCCUCUGAAAUAAACCAGAAGAGAAGCAAGAAGAGGAUGACCUUCACCAGGUUCUUUGCUGGUGAUAAGGGAGAGUCACCUAAAAUAACUCUAAGGUGUAAUAAGUACAAGUAGUUAUAAUUCAAUAGACUAGGAAAUGCG
This is a messenger RNA of Moneuplotes crassus, 723 nucleotides long. NCBI's taxonomy places the organism in Eukaryota, Ciliophora, Spirotrichea, Euplotida, Euplotidae. The record is from the annotation of a GenBank genome assembly.